Molecule: messenger RNA, 354 nt
Organism: Auanema sp. JU1783
Lineage: Eukaryota; Metazoa; Nematoda; Chromadorea; Rhabditida; Rhabditidae
Source: the annotation of a GenBank genome assembly
AUGACCCCUAUCACCUUAUACACUCUUUGUAUAUUCUUAUUUUUAAUUCCAAGCACAUAUUCAUCCCCCAUUGGUUGUUUGCCUGAGCGCAUCAAUUACAGAUCAUAUUAUCCGUGUUAUGAACGCAACUCAGAGGAAGAUGAGCGAGCAGAAGCCAUUUUUACUGGUCAACCAACACGAUUAGCGAAAACGGGCUUCUACGAUCGGUUGUUCAGAACUGCGAACACAAUUCAAUGGCAAGGAAAAUACGCGUACUAUCCGACUUAUGGCUUCAACCCCAAUUUGCCAACUGGAGUAUAUCGUUAUAGUAACUUCUUUACCAAACCCGUGGACCAACAAAACGAAACUGUAUAA